Molecule: messenger RNA, 1503 nt
Organism: Penicillium griseofulvum
Lineage: Eukaryota; Fungi; Ascomycota; Eurotiomycetes; Eurotiales; Aspergillaceae
Gene: trm61
Product: tRNA 1-methyladenosine methyltransferase subunit GCD14
Exons: 1
Coding region: 1-1503 (500 amino acids)
Biological process (GO): tRNA methylation
Cellular component (GO): nucleus; tRNA (m1A) methyltransferase complex
Source: RefSeq, a predicted model, not a curated record
AUGCCGUCUCCAUUCUUCACCCGGGGCGUACAGGCCGACGCAGACAGCCUCGCCCUCUUGCAACUCCGUCGCGACCAGAUCGUUCCGACGAUCCUCCGCGACCAUGACGAUGAAAACCAAGGCUAUUGGGAAGGAAAGGUCACCAACACCCGAUUCGGCUCAUUCCCACACAGCACCCUGAUCGGACAACCCUGGGGCGCACAGGUUGUCGCUUCAAAAGUCGACACAGGCUCGCGCGGUCGCAACAAACAACCCGCCAAGCGCAAGGCCGAAGAGCUCGAUGCGGACGCAACAUCAACUGGCGCAGAGGAGGAGAAGAAGCCAUCAUUAAGGGCACCCGUCACUGCGGAUAGUGGCUUCCUGCACAUACUUGCCCCGACACCCGAAGCGUGGACCAUAUCUCUUCCCCAUCGUACCCAGGUCGUCUACACCCCAGACUACAGCUACAUUCUCCACCGACUCCGCGUACGACCGGGCUGCACAGUUAUUGAAGCCGGCGCCGGCAGUGGCUCGUUCACGCACGCCUCCGCUCGCGCCGUUUUCAACGGAUAUCCGGGAACUGGCGAAACGACCAAACGCCAACGACUAGGAAAGGUAUGCAGUUUCGAAUUCCACGAACAACGCGCGGCCAAAGUGCAGCAGGAACUCAGAGACCACGGUCUUGAUGGGAUAGUGGAGGCUACGCAUCGUGAUGUCUAUGAAGACGGAUUUCUACUAGGCGAUCCCAAAACCGGCAAAUCGCCCAAGGCCAACGCCAUCUUCCUGGAUCUCCCUGCUCCCUGGCUCGCGCUGAAGCACCUCGUGCGCAAUCCGCCUCCCGGACAGGAAUCUGCUCUCGAUCCUGACUCUCCCGCUUAUAUCUGCACAUUCUCGCCCUGUCUCGAGCAGGCGGAGCGUACAAUCCGCACUAUGCGCAAACUGUCAUGGCUCAAUAUCUCAAUGGUGGAAGUCGCCCAGCGUCGGCUGGAUGUCAAGCGGGAUCGUAUCGGGCUGGAUACCGAGGGCGUGCGCGGAGCUACACUGUAUCCUAAGACCGUUGAGGAGGCAGUUGCAAAGCUUCGCAGUGAUGAACAACGUGCGAAGCUCAUCCGCGACAACCGAGCGACCAAAGAUCAACCAGAUUACCAACCAAUUCCGAAGCAGACUCCGUUCUAUAAAGAGAAGACGGAAGUUCCCGUAUAUGCGCAGGGUCGCUUGACGCAUCGGUCAGAGCCAGACCUCCGAACUCACACCUCAUAUCUGGUUUUUGCGAUUCUGCCUCGGGCUUGGACUGAGGAACAAGAGCAAAAAUGUCGGGAUCAAUGGCCAUCUGCUAAGGUUGCUAAGCCCGAUGAGCCGAAGACUAGCAAGAAGCAAAUGAAGAGACAGGCUGCGAUGGAACGAGCGAAGGCUCGCGAAGAGCAGAAGAAAUCUGAAGAAAAUCCACAACCAGAAUCAGGGGAUAAUGCCGAGCAAGAAAAGAUCGAAGAAGAAAAGGCCACAGAAGAGACUACCGAGGCAUGA